This is a messenger RNA of Branchiostoma belcheri (Belcher's lancelet), 727 nucleotides long. Its product is annotated as phospholipid scramblase 1-like. The coding region runs from base 1 to 627 and encodes 208 amino acids. The record is from RefSeq and is a predicted model, not a curated record. Gene Ontology annotation, cellular component: plasma membrane. Gene Ontology annotation, molecular function: phospholipid scramblase activity. The transcript has 6 exons. Gene Ontology annotation, biological process: plasma membrane phospholipid scrambling. NCBI's taxonomy places the organism in Eukaryota, Metazoa, Chordata, Leptocardii, Amphioxiformes, Branchiostomatidae.
AUGGCUGCAAAGCAGCAGUCCGAGCUUCUGGGAGACUUGUCACAGCUUGUCAGCUUCCAAAUUUGCGUCCAGAUCCGUGACGGAGUUUGUUGUUUGAGGGGACAACAUGGCAGAUCAGCCACCACCAUAUCAGCAGGGAUCGGCACCGAUGCAGCAGCCAGCCAUGCAGCAGCCCGUGAUGCAGCAGCCAGGGCUCCAGGGGGCGGGGAAGAUGGGCGCGCAGACGUGGGUGGCACCCCCCAGCAGGCCAUCCCAGGAUGCCCCCCUGGUCUGGAGUACCUGACCCAGAUUGACCAGAUCAUUGUGCACCAGCAGAUUGAACUGUUUGAAGCUUUUACCAAUGUCCAAAUGGCCAACAAGUAUGCUAUCAAGAAUUCCAUGGGACAGCAAAUAUUCUUUGCCUAUGAAGACUCUGAAUUCUGCAUGCGUAUCUGUUGUGGACCAAACCGCAGCUUUACCUUUCAUAUCUUGGACAAUGCCGGGCAUGAGGUGAUGCGUAUGCGGCGUGAGUUUAAGUGCUGUGCUGGCUGCCCCUGGUGUGCCUCGUGCGCCCGUGACUGCUGUGCCUUUGAGGUGUACGUGGAGUCACCCCCAGGACAGCUCAUCGGCAUGGCCAUCCAGUCGUAAGUCAAAUAUCAACAACUAGAAAGGCCAAUAUUUGCUUUGGAGCAAAUACAGCGAUGGGUUCACCACAUUUUACGACAUGGCAGGGAAAGAAUGAGAAACA